UUUUUUUUAAGUGUGAUUGCUAGAUUCAAAAAUCUUGUGAAUUAACGCAUAAAAUCUUUCACUAGCUUAAAGUUUGUUAACUUUUCCCCGAAGCAUUAGUGGGCAGUAAAUUUCCUGCUUGUUCGAAAAUUAUUUUAGAGCUGUUACCAUGAAGCUGAUACACCUGACAAUUGUUACUACUUUCUGCUUUUGCGCUUCUCCGGCAGUACUUAUCGGCAAGUCAGGCUCUGACAGCUACGGUCAACCACCGAGUCUAAUAUUACAGUACGGUCCACCAAAACAUCACACACCGCAUCGUGAGUACGGGGUGCCACAACAGAUACCCUUUCAAGAGUAUGGUCCACCUGCGCUAAAGUAUGGACCGCCGAAGCUAAACUUUUUGGGAGUUGGUGGAGGAUCAUCUUCGUCAAGUGGCUUACAUGAACAGAUUAAGACGCACUUUGGGGUUCCCAAGCCAUUUUAUGGCCCACCCCAUAUACAUCACAAGCCCGCAACACAGUAUGGCUCACCGUCAUCAAAAUCAGUUUACGGACCAACUCCAACAAAGUAUGGUCCACCACUGCAACCUCCACAACAAUACGGACCGCCGAAACAACCAAGUCUUCAAUAUGGUCCUCCACCAACUUUAAAACUGCAGCACCAUUCGGCUCAACGCUACGGACCUCCACCUCCAAAACCACACUUCCACAUUUCUUCAGCAACAACACAGCCAUUACCUCCCCCGCAUCCAGCUCCACUGUUUAAGCCAGCCAAUCAACCAUCCACGUCUUAUGGUCCACCCGCAUCCGGCCCAUUGAAUCUGCCGCCUAAGCCAGUGUAUGAAACACCAGCAAAUUAUGAACCACCUCCACUUCCUAUUAGUCUGCCUCGACCACAGUCCGCAAGCAACAAUCGCGUACCCACGCAGACUAUUAUAUUUACUGGGCCUGGUGGUCAGCUGCUACCGGGAGGCGCAACAGGUGGCCCCGUCAAGCAAGCUCAAAUCCUGAUCGAUGCCUCUGGACACACUCACAGUAGUUCACAAGUACCUUUUCACACAGCUUGCGAUGGGUGGAAGCCCAUACCUGCACCUGUCGGCGCUUAUUUUGAAGAGAACCGCAUCGAAACGCAAGAUGGUUACAGCAACGUCCAACAGGGCCCCAUAAAGGGCAACAGUGAAAGUCAGAAUUUUGGCACCAAAUACAGUGUAAGUAGUACCACCGAAGAGGGUGGCAUUAUUGACGGUCUUUCCGAUGAACAACUAGUAGCGGUGGCUCUUCAAAAAGAUGCUAGUAACGUGAUCACUGGUACAGGAGGCGAUGCACAUUUGAAUAACAUUGAAUCUGACGCUUUACAGCUCUCCAUUGGUUCCAUUGAUGACUCCUAUUCCAAGCCGCCAGCAGAUUCAUUUGCACCUGGGGCUGUACAUGCCCAUAAAUACCAAACCUUAGUUGGUGGUUCAGGUGUUGCUCUGCCAUUAUCACCUGCACCUAUACCUCAGUAUGGAGCUCUACCGCCACAGCGUGCAACUUUAACCAGCAGCAACGGUCAGGCACAUUCACACUCAAAUAUAAACAUACAGUUCGAUUCUGCCUCAGGCAAUCCACAGCCUUUGCCUCAACAUGGUGCUAGCCAUCCCAAUACGCCGGUAGCCUACCGUUCGCCAGUCCCAACUGGCUUGUUGGAGUCCAUUGGGGCUACCGUGCACCACUUGGACCUAUUUGGUGUAAAACCCCAGCAGCAGCCUCCUACUUACAUUCCUCCGGCUGCUCAUGAAAUUGCUUUAAAUGUACCCCCUGCACCACCACAAGUUUUAUAUGGCGCACCAUUUAAUCAGGCACUCUCACCGCAGGUCAUUGUUCAACAGCAACUGCCGCAGUCGCAAUUAAGACUAGCUUUCAAACCCCAAAAGCAUGUACCCGUCCCGCUGCCUCAAUCACAUUACCAACCCGCGCCACUGCAACCACCGACAAAGCAGCAGUACUUGCCCCCACCAACAUUUUUCCAUCAACAGCAGCAUCAACACUCAGAGAACAGUUACAGUGCCUCUCAGUAUGCACAACAAUAUGUAUAUUCACAGGGACUUCCUUUAGUACAGAAAGAAUCGAGGUUUAAUCAACAACCAUUUGUGGUGAAUGGUCCUCCUCCUUCCCCCAAGACGGUUAUAGUGCACGACUGUGGCCAUGGACCCAAUUUUGUCAAUAACAAUGGCUACCAAAUUCAGCAGCAGCAACAAACAUUUGGCAGCGUCACUGCGGCAUCCGAUGGUUCAUAUAAUGCCAUUGCGCAAAGCAUCCCAGUGGCUGAGCAGCACACACAGUUUCUCAGCAUCCCCGCUGACAGCUAUGGACCUCCGCCUUCGGGAAAUAAUUUUGAUUUUGACCACUCCGGAUAUGCCUCACAGAAAUCGGCAGUAACCGCGCUGCCAGGUGAUACAGAUCCACAGCAGUUACCGGAUUUGAAUGGAUUAAAUGUAAUUUCGGCUCAGAAAUCGCAGAGUAUAAAUCUGGGCUCAGGUGUUGACAAACCAAUUCAGAACUUUGAAGUUCAGUUUAGCAGUUUAUUAAACAGAGCAACUGGCAAUGAUGGAAACGGUGCAGCCCAUGUUGAACAGGGUGCCAAUCAUGAGGAAAUUCUGUCACAGGGUUUGUUGCAGUCCAUACUAACUGCCAUUGAGCAACCACAGUCACCUAGCGCACAGAGUCGGUCGGAUAAACAUCAACAUAAUGAUCAAAAUGAGGACCCGUUGGAAUUUGAGAAAGAGGUUCGAGUUGAAUUGCCUGCUUUAUCGAUUGCGAAUGGCAAUGAGGAGGAACGGCACAAGAAGGUUAAGGAGAUUCAGCCAAUUAAAGCUGUUGAAGUAAAGAAAGAUGUCAUGAAUUAAGUCUAGUCUAUAAAAAAGUAGCUUCUUUUUAAUAUGCAUAUUGCCGUAGUGCAUUUCCAUUAGCAGUGAAUGGCUUUAUUUCCUUUUAUUUAUUGCUGAUUCAUCUUUAUUAUUUACUCCAAUUGGCUUUUGUAAUUAACGUAUUUUUAUGACAAUCUGCCAUUAAAAAGUGUUUGAGACACGAGACGGUAACUGUUAAAACGAGUCACAGGAAACAAAAGAAGCUACAAAAAAAAAAUGUCGUACUCGACGUUAAAUCACUGCGUCGCCUAUCACCCAAUGGUGACAUAAUUUAAUAAAUAUGUAUUUUCCGUUUAAGCAUAUGUAUAAAACUAAACUUAAUAAACAAAUUUAUUUAUUGAA
Molecule: messenger RNA, 3226 nt
Organism: Drosophila innubila
Lineage: Eukaryota; Metazoa; Arthropoda; Insecta; Diptera; Drosophilidae
Product: trithorax group protein osa
Exons: 3
Coding region: 149-2863 (904 amino acids)
Source: RefSeq, a predicted model, not a curated record